AACCAUUACUCCCCCAAGCCUUGUAAUUUAUUUGGUAUAUACGUCCAAUUCAUAAAAGAAGAAUGUUAGGGGCAGCAAUUUUUUUAAUUUGUAGCUAUUAAAUAGUCAUUAAUGAUAAUUUUAAUGGUGUGAAAUUAGUAUGAGAUUUUAUCUAAUGACUCACUUUUUUCUGUUAAUUAUAUAUUGACCAAAAUUUAACAAAGUUGCUGGCAUCUAGACUUUUCCUUCCUACAAUUGAUAAAAGAAAAAUCAAAAGAACCCAAGUAAAACGGGACUGGAGUCUGGAGACCUUUCAUUAGUAUGGGGGGUGUUGGAAACAGAGGACUAUUUCCGCAGAGUUAGCAAACUCCCUCAAACUUAGACAACAGCGAAAGUGCGAAACACUAAAAUGUUGUCAUCCUCAACCUCAAGGAUCACUUUCAUUUCUAGUUGAUGAAGCUGUUGAUUCCUUCACUCGCAUGCUCUCUAUGCGUCGCCCUCCAUCCAUCAUCCAAUUCACCAAGAUUUUGGGAUCUCUUGCCAAGACCAACCAUUUCUCCACCGCCAUUUCCCUUUUUCAGCAAUUGCAAGCCAGGGGAAUCGCUCCCGACUUAUUUAUUUUGAGCAUCGUAAUUAAUUGUUGUUGCGGCAUGGGUCGUAUGACGCUUGCUUUCUCUGUAUUGGCCAAGAUUUUCAGAAUGGAUUAUCAACCUGAUACGGUAACAUUGAAUACACUCGUUAAAGGCCUCUUUCUCUGUGGUAGUGUUGAAAAAGCAGUGCGCUUUCAUGAUAGAGUGCUGGCUCAUGGAUUUCACUUUAAUCAAGUCACUUAUGGGACCUUGAUCAAUGGCCUCUGUAAAACCGGACACACAUCAGCUGCUAUUCAAAUGUUGAGAAAGAUCCCACGGUAUGGCAUUGCUCCUAAUGUCUUCAUGUACAGCGCAAUUAUUGAUACCCUCUGCAAGGAUACACUUGUAAGUCAGGCUUUUCAUUUAUUCUCUGAAAUGCUUGCUAAGCGAAUUUCUCCCAAUGUUAUCACAUACAGUUCUCUCAUUUUUGGAUUGUGUCUUGAGGGUCAAUAUAAGGAAGCCAUUGAUUUGUUAAGUGAUAUGGUGCUUAGAAACAUUACUCCUAAUGUUUAUACCUAUAAUACUUUGAUUGAUGGGCUAUGCAAGGAAGGAAAGAUCAAAGAUGCUAAGAGUGUAUUGGCUGUAAUGGCAAAACAUGGUGUGAAACCAGAUGUGGUUACUUAUAACAGCUUAAUGGAUGGAUAUUGUUUGGUUAAUCAGGUAAAUAGGGCAAAAUAUAUAUUCAACACAAUGGCCCAAAUUAGUGUGUUACCCAAUGUUCAAAGUUACAGUAUCAUGAUUAAUGGCUUCUGCAAAAGUAAAAUGGUCGAUGAAGCCUUGAAUCUCUUUGAAGAAAUGCAUCGCAAGAACUUGGUUCCAAACACGGUAACUUACAGCACUCUUAUUGAUGGCUUGAGCAAAUCAAAGAGAAUCUCCCGUGCUUUGGAGCUUCUUAUCGAGAUGCAUCAUAGAGGUCAACCCGCUAAUGUAGUUUUAUUGAAUUGAUAAAAGAAGGUAAGAUACAUCAACUCAAAUUGAAAUUACAUCUCAUUGUUGCUGAAUAUGUAUCAUAGUUUUGUAAAUUCUGUGUCUGUUGGGUCAGAGGACUUUGGCAAUGCCAUGACACAAUAUAAUUUUGCACUUUCGAUUUUUGCAAUUGCUAUGAUCCUUUUUAAUUCCACUA
Arachis ipaensis is the source of this 1731-nucleotide messenger RNA. The record is from RefSeq and is a predicted model, not a curated record. NCBI's taxonomy places the organism in Eukaryota, Viridiplantae, Streptophyta, Magnoliopsida, Fabales, Fabaceae.